Molecule: messenger RNA, 3870 nt
Organism: Styela clava
Lineage: Eukaryota; Metazoa; Chordata; Ascidiacea; Stolidobranchia; Styelidae
Source: RefSeq, a predicted model, not a curated record
UUUGCGAUAUUGAUCUGUGAACAGGUAAAAAUGUCGUGGAUUUUUGAGUUUUUGCACUCAAUUCUGAGAAAAAGAAUCAAAUUUUUGAUUAUCGGAACCCGCUUCUUGCUGGUUCUUACAAUCUUCUUAUGUGGACUAUUAUCCUCUACCGGGGAUAAUUACCGGGAAAAAGGAGAUAUAAUCGUCCAACAACCGCAACACUUUCCAAGCAGUAUUGGAGUGUUGAAUGAAUCGUACGUACACUGGAAUAAUGUCAGAAACGAUAAUACUUGGAUGCCGUUUGACGAAUUAUGCAGGACAUUUAACGGGUGGUCUCUCUGUUGGUGGAUUGUCAUCGUCCCAAUGAUCUUUAGAACGGUAAGAUGGUUAGUUAUUUCACAUAAUAAAAACAAGUUCUUAAUAUCAGCCAUUGCUGAACUUAAAGAACAAGCUUCCGACGUCAUUAUAAAGUACAAAAUUCGAAGAAGGUUGUACAAAAUUUUGAAGCUGCUUGUAAGAAUUUGGUUUCGGCGUUUCCGAGGCUAUAAAAAAUCGAGAAAAAUUGCUAAAAUGAGGAAAGCGGCUUGGAAGUAUGUUCGUCAGGCUCAGAUGCGACAACAUAGAAUUGCAUCAAAAAAGUCAGGACAGAGAAACGGCAAAUUCAUUGGGAAUGGCUUCCAAGUGCCUGCGAGUAAACAUUGUUGCAUAAAAUCUAAAGAACCCAAUACUGAUGCGAGUUUGUUGGGAAAGAGAGAAAGCGAGGAAAAACUGACCAGUCCAAUGCAUGAAGCAUUACUGGAUAACGAUGGUUUGAAUGAAAAAAAUGAAACAUCAACAGGUAAUCAUAUACUAGGUGAUAGAAUCAUUGUUAAACAACAAUCAUCAUCCGAAAAUCGGUCGAUUCGGAGACUUGCCCAAGAAGCAACGUUACCACAUGUGGGCGAAACAAUUGCGUUUCAAAAUUCUUCUGAGGAUCAGCCAGAUGAAAAUUUGGGAUUAGAAAGUCUUUUCGGUCAACAACCAGAAGACAAAGUUAUUGAAAAUUUGAAUGUGCUCGAACCUACUGAUGAAAAUAUGAAGAAUUUUGAGAUUGGCGAAGUUUCGAGUGUGCCAGAACAAACACAUGAAACAAAUUCUAGUAGAUGUAAUUCAGAUAUGUAUCUUUCUGAUACAUCGAGUUUUGAUUCUCAAAAUACCUCAGAUUGUGAUUUACCAUCACACCUUGAAUGGACUGAAAGCGAAAACGAUUCUGACAACUUUUAUAAGUAUGAAGAUAAUUACCGUCGUGUAGCUUCCUCUUCGUCAUUUGAAAGGCCAACAACUCUCCCGGAAUAUUUGAAACAACAAAUAUCUAAACAAAACGAUUGUGUUUAUGAUGGAACGUCAUAUGGAAGCAUUGUAUAUAGUGAUGAUUCAUUCCCGUCUUCCAUAUCAAUCAGAUCUUAUAAUUCAAAAAUUGAAGAAUCGAGUUUGGAAGAAAUAUCGUUUGAAUGCCCUCAACGUAUGCCGUCCGUAACUUCGGGAAUUUUCCUCCCUACAUCGGGAAGCAAAUUCAAGCAAAUUCAAAAUAGGAAAUAUCUCCCGAUGCCUAAUUCGCAAGUUUGCAAAGCAUUAAAAAUCAAAAUACCCAGCGUCAGAAGAGACAGUUGCUCGGAAUAUUCCGAGCCAGAUUCUCGGUCAGCGAGGAGCAAAUUAUCAUCAAGUGCUGAUGUAGAUUUAUCGACAGCAGGAAAAAAUGCAUCUCCUCAAAACCAGGAUAAUUGUGACAGUAUCAACAAGACAGAACUUGAGUCAAAUGAAAAGUUGGAAGAGUUUGACCAAAAUUCUUGCACAUCCAGUAUUGUGAUGAAAAUGCAGCAAGAGGAAAUGUAUUCAAAAAAGGAGGAAACUAUAGUCAGUAACAAAAACAAUGGAUCUGUUCUGAAGUACAAUCUUGAAGCUCUCCGUCAUAAUUUAUCACGAAUGGAUGACAAACAACGAAAAGAAUUCAUUUUCAAAUAUGAAGUUGACCCGUUACCACAUGUGGGCGAAACAAAUGCGUUUCAAAAUUCUUCUGGGGAUCAGCCAGAUGAAAAUUUAGGAUUAGAAAGUCUUUUCGGUCAACAACCAGAAGACAAAGUUAUUGAAAAUUUGAAUGUGCUCGAACCUACUGAUGAAAAUAUGAAGAAUUUUGGGAUUGGCGAAGUUUCGAGUGUGCCAGAACAAUCACAUGAAACAAAUUCUAGCCGAUGUGAUUCGGAUAUGUAUCAUUCUGAUACAUCAAGUUUUGAUUCUCAAAAUACUUCAGAUUGUGAUUUACCAUCAAAUCUUGAAUGGACUGAAAGCGGAAACGAUUCUGAUAACUUUUAUAAAUAUGAAGAUAAUUACCGUCGUGUAGCUUCUUCUUCGUCAUUUGAAAGGCCAACAACUCUCCCGGAAUAUUUGAAACAACAAAUAUCUAAACAAAACGAUUGUGUCUAUGAUGGAACGUCAUACGGAAGCAUUGUAUAUAGUGAUGAUUCAUUCCCGUCUUCCAUAUCAAUCAGAUCUUAUAAUUCAAAAAUUGAAGAAUCGAGUUUGGAAGAAAUAUCGUUUGAAUGCCCUCAACGUAUGCCGUUCGUAAGUUCGGGUAUUUUCCUCCCUCUAUCGGGAAGAAAAUUCAAGCAAAUUCAAAAUGGGAAAUAUCUCCCUAUGCCUAAUUCGCAAGUUUGCAAAGCAUUAAAAAUCAAAAUACCCAGCGUCAGAAGAGACAGUUCCUCGGAAUAUUCCGAGACAGAUUCUCGGUCAGCGAGGAGCAAAUUAUCAUCAAGUGCUGAUGUAGAUUUAUCGACAGCAGAAAAAAAUACAUCUCCUCGAAACCAGGAUAAUUGUGACAGUAUCAACAAGACAAAACUUACGUCAAAUGAAAAAUUGGAAGAGUUUGACCAAAAUUCUUGCACAUCCAGUAUUGUGAGGAAAAUGCAGCAAGAGAAAGUGUAUUCAAAAAAGGAGGAAACUAUAGUCAGUAACAAAAACAAUGGAUCUGAUCUGAAGCACAAUCUUGAAGCUCUCCGUCAUAAUUUAUCACGAAUGGAUGAAAAACAACGAAGAGAAUUUAUUUUCAAAUACGAAGUUGACUCGUAUGAGAACUUGAUAGAAUUAGAAGACGAAAAAAACACACUCGUUGAAAGGAUAAAAUCUUUAGAGAAAUCCCGGAUCAAAACAAAAAAUCCGUUUCGUUUUUUUCGAAACGUCAUUCGAUCAAAGUUUAGUUCGAAAUCAACAAAAAAGAACAAUGUUUUAAAGAAUCAUCUCAAGGCGUCGUUAGCUGAUCUUCAAAUUAGAAUGGAACUGGAACAAAAACAAAACAAAGAAUGUAGAAAAAUUCUCCGUCAAAUCGAGGAAGAUUACGAACGAAAAAUCCGAAUCGGAUCUCAAACAUUGCUGCAUCUUAAACAUUACAUAGUUAAGGACGUCAUACGAGCAAUGAAACUUCGAAAACAAGUUAAAAACCAUCAAAACAGACCAGGAUGUAACAUCCAUUGUCUCGAUUGUAUUUCUGGUUUGCAUUCCAGAAAGACGUGUGAAAAAUUCAUUCCAAAUUUGAGUAAUUCAAUUUUAACUGAGGAAGACGGAUUUCUGUCAACUUGUCCAAUUACCCAACUCAUAAACUGUAAAUACAAAGAGUUAAAUUUGGAUGAUAAUGAGCUAACUAUUGAAUCUAGAUUGGCUGAACUCAAAAAGUUUCAAAAACAAGUACAAUCGGCAUUAUUUAAAAAAUCCUAUUUGAAGAGUGGCCAAUUUAUAUUGCCAUAAACUUUUGUGUCUAUUCCGUGUGUAUUAUUUUUGAAACUUGAAUGUUAUUUUGUUAUAUGUGAUGGAAUAUAAGUUUAUGCUUUGUUCUAUCAAUACUAUUUUUAUUUAUUAAUAUAA